Messenger RNA from Lactuca saligna, 1740 nucleotides. NCBI's taxonomy places the organism in Eukaryota, Viridiplantae, Streptophyta, Magnoliopsida, Asterales, Asteraceae. The record is from the annotation of a GenBank genome assembly.
AUGCAGACGAGGAAUAUGGAGAGGAAGAAUUCGAUUAGGGAGAGAGGGAAGCGGGGUUUGGAGGGUGGUGAAGAUGAGCAGCAGCAACCGGAGCGGAAGCGUCCGGCUUUAGCUAGUGUUAUUGUGGAAGCUUUGAAGGUAGAUAGCCUCCAAAAACUUUGCUCAUCCUUGGAACCUAUUCUUCGCAGAGUUGUUAGUGAAGAAGUGGAGCGAGCUUUAGCAAAGCUAGGCCCUGCUCGACUAACUAACGGAAGACCUUCUUCACCCAAGCGUUUAGAAGGACCAGAUGGUAGAAACCUACAACUUCACUUCAAAUCAAGAAUGUCUUUACCCCUCUUCACCGGAGGCAAAGUUGAAGGGGAACAAGGCGAUUUCAACAAUGAAGAUGAUGAAGGGUGGACUCAAGAAGAGUUUGAUAGCCAUGUUGUGAAAGAACGUGAAGGAAAAAGACCAUUGUUGACUGGAGAUUUGCAGGUUGUGCUUAAAGAAGGGAUCCGUGUACGUGAAGCAAAGACUGAAGCUUUCACUGUUAAAGACCAUAGAGGCGAAUUGUACAAGAAACACUACCCACCUGCAUUAAAUGAUGAGGUAUGGAGAUUAGAGAAAAUUGGGAAAGAUGGAUCUUUCCACAAGAGGCUAAAUAAUGCUGGGAUCUUUACAGUUGAAGAUUUUCUUCGCCUUGUUGUUAGGGAUGCCCAAAAACUACGCAAUAUUCUUGGAAGUGGGAUGUCAAAUAAGAUGUGGGAGGCUCUUGUUGAGCAUUCAAAAACAUGCGUGUUGAGUGGGAAGCUUUAUGUGUAUUAUCCUGAUGAUUCAAGAAACGUUGGUGUUGUUUUCAACAAUAUUUAUGAGCUAAGUGGUCUUAUUGCUAAUGACCAAUUUCAACAAGUUGAUUCUCUUUCAGAUAGCCAAAAGGUAUAUGUGGAUACAUUGGUUAAGAAAGCGUAUGAUAAUUGGAGCCAAGUUGUGGAGUAUGAUGGGAAGUCACUUGUGAGCUUUAAGCAGUCAAAAAGGUCAAGGAAUGAGUAUUCAGUGGGGUCCAUAGAGUAUCCAAGAUCUUCAAAUAAUCAGCUAAUGCCACCACGUGUCCCUCUCAUGGGUUCCUCAGAUUCAACCUCGGUUGAUUCAAAUCUUCUUUUAGGAGGUUAUAAUGAAAAUCUUGACUCAGUGUACCAAACCCAACAACAACAACAACAACAACUCCCACACAAUCAAUACGACAUAAAUUUCACUUCAAACAAUCGCCACAUCAGCAACCCUAACCCUUUGCAGCAAACCAACGGGUAUGAUACCCGGUCGGCCGGGCUAGCCCUGGGUCCACCACAACCCUCCUCAUCUUUCCCGGCCAUGAACCCCUUCGAUGACUGGUCCCACAACCGCAUUGGCGGCGGAAGUGGCGGUCAUGGCGGGGGUGACUUUAUGUCGGAGGAGGAGAUACGGAUGAGAAGUCAUGAAAUGCUUGAAAAUGAAGACAUGCAGCACCUUCUUCAGCUGUUCAGCAUGGGUGGUGGUGGUGGUGGGGGUGGUCAUGGCGGGAAUGUGGCGGAAGAUGGGUUUUCUUUUCCGUCGUAUAUGCCGUCUCCGGCGCCGAAUUUCUUUGAUGAGGAUAGGAGCCGCCCUGGGAAGGCGGUGGUUGGGUGGUUGAAGAUUAAGGCGGCGAUGAGGUGGGGGUUUUUCGUGAGGAAGAAGGCUGCGGAAAGAAGGCGGGCUCAGAUUGUAGAGUUAGAUGAUGAUGAAUGA